GCGUUUUUUACUUUGAUCCCGUUGUUGAAAUAAGAUCAAAUAAAAAAACAAGUUUUCUAUAAGGAUUAAGAAGAAACUGUUUAAGAAAAAACAGUCUCGCAAUUAAAGGAAAUUGAUUUUGUUUUUGAAAAAAAUGUGUUUUAAAAACUGGGGAAUUUUAUUUGUACUGUCAAGCCUAGUUUUCCAGGUUCACUCAAAUAUUGUUGAAGAAGUCACAAUACCGCCUAGUAAUCCAUGCAACAAUAUAUAUUGCCCUUCUACCUCCCACUGUCAUUCUGUUGUUAAUCUUCCAAACGAAUGUUGUCCCCGUUGUGGUUGCACUGAUACCACUGAUACUAGAUAUGCGCUAGGAGAAAAAUUUAUUAUAGAUCGUCGUAAUUCAUGCAGUAACUGUGAGUGCAAAGGUAUUUUAAAAUAUGAAUACGCCGUAUGCAAGAUAGUAAAAUGCCCUACAUUAAAUUGCCCAGGUGCCGAUAUCUAUAAACAAGCUGGACAGUGCUGUCCUAUAUGCAAAAAAGCGUCCAAUCCAUCAUAUUUUCCGGAAAUACCUGAUUUUAUGAAAAAAUUGGGGUGAAUGACUAAUUUAAAUAAUUUCUUCAUAUUAACAGCUUUAUACUUAAAUAAAUAAUAGUGUGUUGA
Molecule: messenger RNA, 639 nt
Organism: Hydra vulgaris (swiftwater hydra)
Lineage: Eukaryota; Metazoa; Cnidaria; Hydrozoa; Anthoathecata; Hydridae
Product: BMP-binding endothelial regulator protein
Molecular function (GO): protein binding
Source: RefSeq, a predicted model, not a curated record